Messenger RNA from Saprolegnia parasitica CBS 223.65, 847 nucleotides. RefSeq lists its product as hypothetical. The record is from RefSeq and is a predicted model, not a curated record. Lineage: Eukaryota; Oomycota; Saprolegniomycetes; Saprolegniales; Saprolegniaceae. The transcript has 2 exons. Bases 41 to 823 code for a protein of 260 amino acids.
CCGAGAAAUCAAGGAGCGUAUUCAGUCGCAGUUACUCGCGAUGGUGCAGCUCACGGCAAAUGUUUACGACACGGUGACGCGCGACGAGCUCGGGCGCCGCCACGUCAUCAAGGUCCUCCUGCGCCUUCUGAGCUCCAACGUCAUGGGCAUUUGCGACGUCGCGUGCACGGCAUUGGGCAACUGCGUUGCGCAGAGCACGUCGUCUUCCAACCAAGUCGAGGUGCCAUCGCCGUUUGUGGCCGUAAUUGACCAAUUGCGGGGCGACCGCGCGCUAAAGGAGCUCCUCCUCUCACCACGCGUUGCCGAGUGCGGCCCCGGGCCCACAAAGCAUGCCUCGCGCGCCCUUGUCAACAUGCUCUUCCCCAACGCAAGCAUUGUGUGCCUCGACAUUGACGUCUGGGAAGGCUACAUCGUCGCCAAGCAGGCAAACGAGCGCCUCGACGACACCCUCGCUAUGCCUGUCCAUGAAUCGUGGCGCAUCUCGUACCGCCUCGGCAGUGGGCGACAGUACAUGGAAGGCUCGAUGAAGCUCUCAACGUGCAUGCGGCAUGGCGCCGGCGUGUCGAGCAAAGGCGAGUCCUUCCGGGUCGACGGGGCCCGACACGAGCGCAACGGUGUGCACAAUUGGACCUUUGAGACCUCGUUUGACAACGACGGCCGGCCGUACGGCCCACUCCCGAUUUCGCACAUGGCGUUCUGGUCGUCGCAGCACGCGGAUCUCAUGUGGGGCGUCUGGGAAGUCGGCGCGUCGCACCAGCAGCACAAGCUCGGCACGGGCGGUGUCUUCUUCAUGCACGCCACCCACGCACCCUCGUUCUAUUAGUAUCAAGACAUCAAGGACACGGAA